Molecule: messenger RNA, 1060 nt
Organism: Halteromyces radiatus
Lineage: Eukaryota; Fungi; Mucoromycota; Mucoromycetes; Mucorales; Cunninghamellaceae
Product: H-hydrate dehydratase
Exons: 11
Coding region: 53-994 (313 amino acids)
Biological process (GO): metabolite repair
Molecular function (GO): ATP-dependent NAD(P)H-hydrate dehydratase activity
Source: RefSeq, a predicted model, not a curated record
CUUUUUCUUUACAUUCAUUACAUUCUUUUCUAUCCCCCUUGAAACAAUAAUCAUGGUUCUUCCUAAACCUGAUUUGUCUCAAGUCAAAAAGUUAAUUCCUCCUUUAUCUGGUCAUUUCCAUAAGGGACAAGCAGGAAGAAUUGGUAUUAUUGGUGGUUCUGAAGAAUAUACUGGUGCACCUUAUUUUAGCGGAAUCUCCUCCAUGAAACUGGGCGCCGAUCUUUGUAAUAUCUUUUGUGAACCUAGUGCUGCCAUUCCUAUCAAGUCUUACUCUCCAGAUCUUAUCGUGCAUCCUUCUAUGCGAACAUCAAAGAACAAUGAUUCUGCUAGUUCGAUGGUAAAUGAAAUCACCAAUGUAUUUUCUAGACUCCAUGUCUUAGUAGUUGGUCCUGGUUUAUCGCGUGAUGAUACUAUGCAAGAUAUGGCUAAACAAUUAGUACAACAUGCAAGGAAACAGAAUAUGGCACUUGUAGUGGAUGCUGAUGGAUUAUACUUGGUUCAAAAACAUCCUGAUAUUGUGAAGGGAUAUCAAAAAGCAGUCUUGACUCCAAAUGUGGUGGAAUUCAGUCGAUUAUGCAAAGCUAUGGGAAUUGAUACAGGGGGAAAAGAGGAUGGACAUCUGGCACAACAAUUGAGUCAAGCUUUAGGUGGAGUGACGAUUGUUCAAAAAGGUGAAAAUGAUAUUAUUGCCAACGAUAAAAAAGUAUUUGUUUGUGAUGCAGAAGGUGGAUUGAAAAGAAUGGGUGGACAAGGUGAUAUUUUAUCAGGUACUAUUGCUACCUUCUUGGCAUGGGGUAAAGGGUAUGAAGAAGGUGUAUGGAAACAUGACAAUUCUAUUCCAUCUGCCGAUAUUCCUCUCUAUGCAGCUUGGAGUGCAUGUACCAUCGUACGUGAAUCAUCCAGAUUGGCUUUCAAGAAAUAUGGACGUGCCGUACUUACUUCACAUAUGUUGGAAGAAAUUGGACAUAGUUAUGAUACAUUUAUUCAUCAAUAGACAUUAGUUUUUAAUUAAUUGAACUUUAUAUAUACUUGAAAUAAAAAUAUAUGGUUUACAACUUUA